AUGGGGCUGGUGGAAGUGGGGGAGGACAUGUCAGGGCUGAUAUGGCCGAAGACCAGGAUCUUGGCGGGAAUGAUGGUGUGCAAGGAGCUUAACCGGCUGUUGCGGAGCAUGCUGGACAGCGACAGAACCUCGCUCAUCCGAGUGGAGUUGCGAGUGAGAAAAGAUGUGUCAGCUUGCAUGCUGGAACGCGUUGAUCUGUCCAAGUUUCGGUCGGGGAUGGUGGAGUUGACGCUAACGGAGGGGUCACAGCUGAAGCCAACGCUUGCUGCCAUUGCACGAGCAAGCGACAAGGGGCUGAGACAUCUCGUGCUCGACCUCGACAACAACCCAUCCACGGCCGACCUCAUCCGCAUCGAGUCGGAGAGAGGAGAAGAAUGGGCCAAGUGGAUAGCGGAGUAUGCGAGGAUCGCGACAUUGGGAGGAGUUAGUGCUGUGCUCGAGACACUAGAGACGCACAAGACUUCUGCUGUGCUGUGCGAGAACGCGUGCAGAAUCCUCGUCUUCCUCGCGAGAAACUUCGACAACCAGAGGCUGAUCGCAGAGGCAGGAGGGAUCAACCUGGUGGUCAACGUGAUGAGACUUCAUCUUGAGGACGCGCGGGUGCAGGAGAGAGGAUGUGCAGCUCUCAGCAACUUGGCCUGCAACGCGCAGAACGAGGCGAAGCUGCUGGAAGGGGGAGUGAUCGCUGUAAUCCUGACCUCCAUGCGGAGGCAUCGCCUCGCCUCGGUCUCCGAGUGGGCCUGCCGCGCCCUUCGCAACAUUGCGUGCUACUCGGACAACCCCAUCCGCAUCGCGCAGGAGGGAGGAAUCGAGACGAUCCUCGACCUCAUGCAGGAGCACAGAGAAAGUGCUGGGCUGCAGGAAGAGGCGUGUGCGGUGCUCCAUAACCUUGCUCUGGACGUGGAGAGCAAGAGCGCGAUAGUAGCAGCAGGAGGAAUCGAGUCGAUCCUUCAAGGGAUGGAGGAGCACCUGGCAAGCAUACAGGUACAGCAGGAGGCCUGCGCUGCCCUCCAGGUCUUCUCCGAGUGGCGAGGUUACCACAGAAGGAUCUUACGAGCUGGAGGAGUCCGGGUGCUCAAUGAGGUAGUCCGUAUACACAACCAUCCUCGGGUGACCAACUCAGCGCACAGCUGCUUGUCCUUGCUUUCUCCCCUUGCCUCCUCUGCUUCCUCCUCCUCCUCUGUUGUGUGAUGCUCCUGUACAACUAGCUCUGUCCCUACCGCUGCUGCAACAACAGUGGCGAGUGGAUGGUUAACGUCUGACAAAAAAUAAUAAAAUAAUAAGGCG
Messenger RNA from Guillardia theta CCMP2712, 1287 nucleotides. RefSeq lists its product as hypothetical. NCBI's taxonomy places the organism in Eukaryota, Cryptophyceae, Pyrenomonadales, Geminigeraceae. The transcript is spliced from 2 exons. Bases 1 to 1191 code for a protein of 396 amino acids. The record is from RefSeq and is a predicted model, not a curated record. Gene Ontology annotation, molecular function: protein binding.